CAUAACUGAAUGUCCCGGAUGAAGCAAAACUCCGCCAUCUUGGCUGGAUUGUGAACAUUUUGCUAUUUGGUUUGGAGUUCGAGCUCAAAAUAAGAGCUCUAAGCUCUAAAGAAAGAUGUUUAAGCUUGCAUUGCCAAGAGGAACUGUCCUCAAACAUACAAGAAAUGUUCUGCCAUCCAUCCAUUUUGCAGCUAAACAAUCUACUGCAGCUGUACCAGCUCCAGAAAAGAUUGAGGUUUUUGUGAAUGAUAAGAGAGUACUGGUUGAUCCUAGAGUGACAGUUCUUCAGGCAUGUGCUCAAGCUGGAGUAGAGAUCCCAAGGUAUUGUUACCAUGAUAAACUGUCUAUUGCAGGAAACUGCAGGAUGUGCUUGGUUGAAGUUGAAAGAUCACCAAAGCCUAUUGCUUCAUGUGCUAUGCCUGUCAUGAAAGGAAUGAAGAUCAAAACAGAUUCUCCAGUGACCAGGAAGGCAAGAGAGGGUGUCAUGGAAUUCCUCCUGAUGAAUCACCCAUUGGACUGCCCAAUCUGUGACCAAGGUGGAGAAUGUGACUUACAAGACCAGUCUAUGGCUUUUGGUAGUGAUAGAACUCGUUUUGUGGACAAUGAUUUUUCAGGAAAGAGAUUUGCCAGUGAAAUAGCAGGAGUGGAUGAGUUAGGUACAACAGGACGUGGUAGUGAUAUGCAAGUUGGGACAUAUAUUGAGAAGAUGUUCAAGUCAGAGCUAUCAGGAAAUGUUAUAGAUCUUUGUCCAGUUGGCGCUUUAACAUCAAAGCCAUAUGCAUUUGUUGCAAGGCCAUGGGAGUUAAGGAAAACAGAUUCUAUAGAUGUCUUGGAUGCUGUAGGUAGCAACAUAGUUGUGAACCAUAGGUCUGGUGAGGUCAUGAGAAUCCUACCAAGGCUAAAUGAGGAUGUAAAUGAAGAAUGGAUAUCUGACAAAACAAGAUUUGCAUAUGAUGGACUAAAACGCCAGCGUCUGACCACACCCAUGAUCAAAGAUGAACUUGGUAACCUGGUACCCUGUUCAUGGGAAGAUGCAUUGGUUUCUGUGGCCCAGAAAAUGAACUCAUUAAAGGGAGAAGAGAUGGCAGCAGUAGCUGGUGGUAUGAUUGAUGCAGAGGCACUAGUUGCACUUAAAGAUCUUUUUAAUAGGUUUAACAGUGAGGGGCUCUAUACUGAAGAAGGUUUUCCUACAACAGGGUCAAGCACUGAUUUGAGAUCAAACUACAUCAUGAAUGCAACUAUAGCAGGCAUUGAGGAUGCCGAUGUCUUGCUUAUCGUUGGUUCUAAUCCAAGAUAUGAGGCCCCACUUAUCAAUGCCCGUAUCCGCAAAAGCUGGAUGCACAAUGAUCUCCAUGUAGGUCUUGUUGGAGCAAAGGUGGACUUGACCUAUGAUUAUGAUCAUAUUGGUGAAACAGCUGACGUCUUACAGAACAUCAUGUCAGGAAAACACCCAUUCUCUAAGACCCUAGUCAAUAGCAAGAAACCAAUUAUUUUAGUGGGUAAUGACUGUCUGCAGGAAGCUGAUGGUGAUGCAAUCCUUGGCCUCGUCACUGAGAUGUCUCAGAAACUUAAGGGUCRCCAGGGAGUGGACCCUGAGUGGCGGGUGUUAAAUGUUAUGCACAGAGUUGCUAGUCAAGUAGCAGCUCUUGACAUUGGUUACAAACCUGGUACUAGAAAUAUGACAGAAAAGCCCAAACUUCUCUUCCUUCUUGGUUCUGAUGAGGGCACAAUUAAGCAUGAGGACUUACCCAAAGAUUGUUUUGUGGUGUACCAGGGUCACCAUGGUGACAGUGGUGCUCACAUGGCUGAUGUUAUCCUACCUGGAGCUGCGUAUACAGAGAAGACAGCAACAUACGUUAACACAGAGGGGCGUGCCCAACAAACCAGACGUGCUGUAACCCCUCCCACUAAUGCGAGAGAUGACUGGAAGGUUAUUAGAGCACUAUCUGAGAUUGCAGGCCAACCGUUACCAUAUGACACCCUUGAAGAAAUCAGGAGAAGAAUGACUGAGGUGUCACCUAACUUAACUCGUUACGGCGAUGCAGAGAAAGCUAACUUCUUUAGUCUUGCACAAGCUUUAAUACAGGUUAGUAUCACACUUAUUCUUACGAAACGUUUGUCUGGGGGUUAAUUUAAUGAAUUGAAG
This is a messenger RNA of Actinia tenebrosa (Australian red waratah sea anemone), 2146 nucleotides long. RefSeq names its product NADH-ubiquinone oxidoreductase 75 kDa subunit, mitochondrial. Lineage: Eukaryota; Metazoa; Cnidaria; Anthozoa; Actiniaria; Actiniidae. Gene Ontology annotation, biological process: ATP synthesis coupled electron transport. Gene Ontology annotation, molecular function: NADH dehydrogenase (ubiquinone) activity; iron-sulfur cluster binding. Gene Ontology annotation, cellular component: membrane. The record is from RefSeq and is a predicted model, not a curated record.